GCCUGGCUGGGUGAUUGGCGAGGUAAGAUGGCGGCGCCAGAGGAGCCAGAAUUAUCCCAGGCGCAGACCGAAAAACUCCUUCAAUUUCAGGAUUUAACGGGGUUGGAAUCAAUGGACCAAUGCCGCCGAACAUUAGAGCAGCACAAUUGGAACAUAGAGGCUGCAGUGCAGGACAGACUUAAUGAGCAGGAAGGAGUUCCUAGUGUGUUUAACCCUCCACCAUCCAGACCUCUUCAGGUCAACACAGCAGACCAUAGAGUAUAUAGUUACAUCGUCUCCAGGCCUCAACCCAGGGGCUUACUAGGAUGGGGUUACUAUUUGAUUAUGCUACCAUUCAGAUUUACGUAUUACACACUUCUGGACAUAUUCAGGUUCGCGCUGCGAUUCAUCAGACCAGACCCUCGCGCCCGAGUGACGGACCCUGUAGGGGACGUCGUGUCCUUCAUUCAUAGCUUUGAGGAAAAGUACGGUCGGUCACACCCGGUGUUUUACCAGGGGACCUACAGCCAGGCACUGAAUGAUGCCAAACGGGAGCUCCGCUACCUAUUAGUGUACCUGCAUGGAGAUGAUCACCAGGACACUGAUGAGUUUUGCCGCUCCACACUAUGUUCGGAAGAGGUGAUUACGUUUAUCAACACCAGAAUGCUCUUCUGGGCAUGUUCAACCAGCAAACCAGAGGGUUACAGAGUGUCCCAGGCAUUGCGGGAGAACACCUACCCGUUCCUGGCCAUGAUAAUGCUGAAGGAUCAUAAGAUGACGGUGGUGGGCAGACUGGAGGGCGUCAUCCAGCCAGAAGACCUCACCAAUCAGCUUACAUUCAUCAUGGAAGCCAACCAAACAUAUCUGAUGUCAGAGCGUCUGGAACGAGAGGAGAGGAACCAGACCCAAGUCCUGAGGCAGCAGCAGGAUGAGGCCUACCUGGCCUCCCUCCGCGCCGAUCAAGAGAAAGAGAGAAAGAAACGAGAGGAGAUAGAGCAGCGGAAGCAAGAGGAAGAGAAGGUCCGACAAAGUGCUCUGGCAGAGGAAAGGAGGCGAAGGACACUGGAGGAGGAGAAGGAGAGGAAGUCGGAGUGUCUUCCUCCAGAGCCGCCGGCCGAUGAUCCAGAAAGUGUCAAAAUAGUGUUUAAGCUGCCGAAUGAUACGAGAGUAGAAAGACGAUUCCUGUUUGGUCAGUCUCUGUCGGUAAUACACGACUUCCUUUUCUCUUUGAAAGAAACUCCAGAGAAGUUCCACAUAGCUACAAACUUCCCCCGCCGAGUCCUGCCCUGCCUUCCAACCGAGGAGCAGUCCAACCCACCCACUCUGAAAGAGGCGGGACUCAGCCGCUCCGAGGUCCUUUUUGUUCAGGACCUGACGGACGAUUAAUAAAUGACAUACCUCUUCCAAGUGGAAACGCAUUUUCCCCCUAACACCCUCCCAGUUUGUUGUUUUCUUUUUUUUUUUUUUUUGAUAUUUUGUCAAAUGGCCAUAAUGCUUAAGGAAUCAUUGAGAUAAAACCUUCUCCUGGAAAAUGAAACCAUCCUGCAUCCAGUCCACCUUUAGCUUUUUACAGGGUUCCCCAAAAGUCUGGAAAGUCUUAAAUUUUAUCCAAUAAAUAUUUCUUCAAGUUGUUCCUUGAACUCAUUUUAUGUUAAAAACACCUUUUCCAUCAUCUUUAUAGCUGCCAUCAAUCCUCCCUCCUCAACUAUAACAGUAGCUUAUUGAUGCCUGCUGACAUUCACUAAAGCAGUAGCAUAACUUUGUUCACAUCCAUCUUUUUUAAUGAUCGUUGGGCUACUAAGAGAGCUGUUUUUUUUAUUAUAUUAGAGCAGAUGCAGCAUGGAGACGAUUUGAUUUCCACGAAUGUGAACGCCUUGGCUGUUUCUGUUACUCCUGUUUGGUCCGUUCGUCCCAUUUUGCAAACGGUAUUUUUGACAAGCACAACCAAAUCUAUCCAUUGAGUUGAGUGCAGAGGGGAUUCUCAGUUCACACUCUGAGGGGGGGGGUGGCGGACACCUUGCAGAGGGAAGAUGGUCGGAUCGGGGCAGGAAAGAAAUACGGGAACCCUGUUUGGAACGAGCCAUUACCUGUACAUAAGUCCAAUAUUUAACAUCCCCAAAUUGACCUUAUUGUUUCAUUUUGUUUUGACUCAGUCUGUCAUUAAAUGACCAAAUGCAGGUUUGUUACUAUGUAAAGCAGACUGCCUCAAUCCUAUGAAGUUUAAACACAAUAUUUAACAGAUGCCACAGCUUUUACAUGUGGCUGUAACUAGUGUAGUAAAAGUCAGCCCAUAGUGUGCCUGUGGUUACUCAUAGAUGCCUGUUUUUUUUUUUUUCUUUUUGUUUUUUUUUUUGCCUGUAACACCAGAAUGGGCUCAUGUAAAAGAUGUAAUUUUCCAGCUAUAAAUUAAAAAUGUUUUAAAAAUGUGGGUUUA
Molecule: messenger RNA, 2413 nt
Organism: Cyprinodon variegatus (sheepshead minnow)
Lineage: Eukaryota; Metazoa; Chordata; Actinopteri; Cyprinodontiformes; Cyprinodontidae
Gene: faf2
Product: Fas associated factor family member 2
Exons: 11
Coding region: 28-1365 (445 amino acids)
Cellular component (GO): endoplasmic reticulum
Molecular function (GO): ubiquitin binding
Source: RefSeq, a predicted model, not a curated record